Messenger RNA from Linepithema humile (Argentine ant), 2046 nucleotides. Lineage: Eukaryota; Metazoa; Arthropoda; Insecta; Hymenoptera; Formicidae. The record is from RefSeq and is a predicted model, not a curated record.
UGUCAUCAUGCCGCUCCCGAGAAUAGUUGGGUUUUACGCAUCGAACAAACAUGAUCGAGUUUCUGGUAUUGUUCCUCGGCGUUUACGGAGUAACUGGUGGCGUUUAUGGAGUACAGGUGACUCCACAUACGCCUUACAUGAAUGACGAUCUCCGUCUGACGAAUGACGACAAUGAUACAGAGGUGGUCGAAGGACAACUCCCCGGCACGGAGAAUCUCUACGAGAAGGAACUUCCGUUCUCCCGUUUCUUCGCCGUAUUUAAUCUGGCGGAAAGAUCUCAGGUACCUCAUCGGCUUCCGGGAACGGGAAAUCUAUCGGAAAAACGAAUCCCAGAUUUCGUCCUGAAGAAAUUAUCACCGGCUGAUAUUAAAUAAAAAAGAUCGUACUCAAAGAUGUGUAACAUUUUGUUCGAUAACAUUUGAAACAUUUAGUUGUCAUCAACGUUGGCAUCUGAUUAAUUUUUAUAAACUGUAUUUUUUGUUAGAUGUAAUUGAAAAAGAUAAAAAUUCUAAUAUACAGUUUUAUUAUAAAAAGAAAGUAAGAUAAAACUUUCUUUCUGAAAUUUACACAUUUUGAAUCAGAUAAAGUAAUGUCUGUGGUUGUGGGCUGUGUAUAUGGAUAUUAAUAAUGCAUAAUGCAAAAACAUUCUGAAAUUAUAUAAGCAUUAGAAAUCAUUGAAAUCACUAAUUAAUGAUUGAUUCUAUAAAUAUGAUUAAUUUUAGUUAAAUCAAAUCUCUUAUCGCAUUACAUAAGCUGAUCAAUUAUACGUAGAGAUUAAUUAAUGAUUGAAUCUCAUGGCAAAAAGUGUAUUAUAGCAUCUAUAAAUUACUAUAAUUAAUAUAUUUGCAUUACACUUAUUACAGAGUAAAUAACUUUGCAGUAGCAAUUUUGAGCGUAACGAAAUGAUCUACGAGCGGAUAAAUUUGCAGGAGAAAAUAUGCAAUUUAUAUUUUUUCCUUUUUCCUUGUUGUUUUCCUUCGUUAUCAUCCCGCGAAAUUGCUGAUAUUAUGUGCGUUACGAUAGCAAUUUUAUGGACAAAGAUAUAAGAAUGGCGUAUUCUAUAUUUAGUCCAAAAUACAAAAUAAAAAAACAAACUUGAUUGAAAACAUAAUUGCACAAUAUACUGUUUCAUGAUUUGCAUAUGUUUUAUAUUUUGCUAAUAACAAGCUUAUUAGUCAUAUUAUUACAUAAAAUAGAAUUUAUAACAUAUUUCACGAUAUUAACGUCUAAGACAUAACAAUUUUUUUAAUCUGGUAAUCACGAGCAAACAAUUUUAUGUCACUAAUAACGAUAUCCAAUUUUAAUUAAUUUAAUUUUUUAGUUAAUUUUUUACUAUUUUAUGGAUUACUAUGUAAGAAACGCAUCUUGUAUACGUAACGUUCAUCGGUAAAGACGAAAUUUUAACCCCAACUUUGUAUUAUAAUUAAAUUAGAAUUGAAAUUUUUAUACGACAAUCAAUAAUGUGCUUAUUUUUUAUAAUUGCUAUUUAUUUUAUUUAUAUUUUAUAUUCUAAUAUAUUAACAGUAACAAUAACAACAGACAGUAAGAACAUUUUACUGUUCGCUGUGAUUACCGCCGGAAGGGAAGAAACGUUGAUACUGGCUGUAUCGAUUUUAGGUUGCUGCUUCUAUUUUAGUCGAAAGAUAACGCUACAAACAUGAUUUAAUGAAAAAAUUAUACUUCCGCAAGGAUGACUGAAUCGCAAUCAUUUUGGCUUAGCAAGCCCACGGACCUGAGUUUACACACUGCGGUCAUACAUAUACAUAGAGGAAUUUAAAAUUACGAAUAAGAUAGAAAAGAAUUUUACAAGAGAAAAUGUAUUCUCGAUUGACAAAAUAGGCUCGAUUCCGACAUUAUUAUUUUUUUUAUUUAAAAAAAAAUAAAUUAUACAUAGGGAUUAUAUAGAGCAAUUUAAAAUAAGAAGACAAGAAUGAUAAAAACAGUAUUUAUAAAUUUAAACAUUUAAUAAGACAUUCAAUUAAUAUUUACACUUACGUGUUAAUCCCGAUGGACGUCAAGCAAAAUAAAACUAAUAGUUUAUUUUAA